Aspergillus affinis is the source of this 765-nucleotide messenger RNA. Its product is annotated as GPI anchored serine-threonine rich family protein. NCBI's taxonomy places the organism in Eukaryota, Fungi, Ascomycota, Eurotiomycetes, Eurotiales, Aspergillaceae. The record is from RefSeq and is a predicted model, not a curated record. The transcript is spliced from 2 exons. The coding region runs from base 1 to 765 and encodes 254 amino acids.
AUGCGUUCCGUCUUCUUCUUGACCCUCAGCGCCAUCGCGACCCUCGCGGCCGCCGCUUCCGAGAAGGCCAAUCCCUUCAACAUCCCCAAGGAUGGAUAUUCUUUCAAGACUGGCCAGCCCACUACUCUGACGUGGGAUCCCACCACCAGCGGAACCGUGACCCUGCGCCUGCAAUGGGGUGGUGUCCUGACCCCGAACUCGGGUACCGCCAUUGCCAAGAGCAUUGACAACUCGGGCAGCUUCACCUGGACUCCUCCGUCCGACCUUGCCGCUCAGCCGGAUUACACCGUUGAGAUCAUCUCGGACGAUGACACCAGCGAGGUCAACUAUCUCCCCCGUUUCGUCGUUGCCGGUGCCACCGUCCACACGACCAAGUCCUCCACGACGUCGACUGCUUCCGCCACCACCACCUCCGAGGCUUCCACCACUACUUCGUCCGAGGAGAAGACCACCAGCACCUCCAGCGCUUCCAAGACCAAGACCGAGACCCCCACCACGUUGUCGAUGGCGACCAGCACCGGCUCGAGCUCUGCUACCGGAACCGCUUCUGGCGGCGGCGACGGAUCGGCCACUUCGACUGGUUCCUCCACCGGCUCCUCCAGCGUCGCAGCUUCCACCUCCAGCGGACAGGCUUCGAGCACCAACAGCGCUUCUGCUAGUGCCAGUGCUUCCGAAACGGCGGUGCCCAACUCGAAUGCCGGCACGACCACUCGGGUUUCCGGCGCCAUGAUGGCUCUUGUGUUGGCCGGCGUUGCCGUCUUCUAA